CCGUGUUUAUACAUCAAGAGUUCCCAGCAACUUCAUCGAAAGCUGAUUAGACUCAUUCGCCCACGAAAAAACGCCGAGAACGAGCACACCAGGAACGAAGGAGUCAUCAUGACGGACAAAACUGCCAAAUACCGAACUGAGAUCCAGCAGGUAAGUUCCUUAGUCCACCUAGAGAAUCAUCAUUGGUGGAGUGCAGUCCAAUCACUCAUUGACUUCCUCCAUGGGGUCUCAUAAUUUAUUUCCGCCAUUGGAACCCCCAACUCAAUGUACAUACAAGAUGAUAUAAAGCCUCACUAACUAAACAAACAGAUGAUGUACGUGUCUGGAGAGGCGGCCGAAGCGUCACCUGAAACCACUGGCAUGAUUGAGGAGAUUGUGCGACAACAAGUAAUUGAGAUGGUAAGUUCUGAUUUUUUCGCCUCUGCGGUCAGUACUGAUUAUUACAGUUACGGCAGUGUACUGAACAAGCUUCCCGUCGAGGGAGUAGGUCAAUUUCGACCGACGAUCUCAUAUUCUUGAUCCGCGGUGACCUUGCCAAAGUUUCUCGUCUCCGUACAUUUUUGUCCUGGAAAGAUGUACGAAAGAAUGUCAAGGAUUCCGACGACAAAGGAGGCGAAGCCGAUCUUGGAACUGGAGACGAGCCCGGCGCAGCUGUCGCUGGUGGUCCGGUCGUUGAUACCACUAAAAAGAACAAGAAAGCUAAAGUUGGCCUACCUUGGGAAGUCCCGUCCUUCUACAACCAAGAAGUACCCGAGAGAGACGACGAAGAGGAUGAGGACGAGGAGGAAAUGAAUUAUGCAACUCUCCAGCGUCUCAAAAAGGCUGAUGAACGGACGAAAGUGAUGACCAAGGAGGAAUACGUCACAUGGUCUGAAUAUCGACAAGCCUCGUUCACUUUCCGAAAAGCGAAGCGAUUUAAGGAGUGGGCUGGAUUUGGUGUCGUUACUGACUCCAAACCUAACGAUGAUAUUGUGGAUAUCUUGGGUUUCUUGACUUUCGAGAUUGUACAGACACUUACAGAGGAAGCCCUCAAGAUAAAGGAGCAGGAGGACUUGGGCAAGGAGAAGUCUGGUGGUGAGCAGCAGGGAAAGAAGCGCAAACUCACUGGAUUGUUUGAUCCCCCUUCAGAAGGCCGUACUCCAGUUGAGACUCGUCAUAUUCAAGAAGCAUUCCGAAGAUUGCAGCAACGUCCUAACAAGCAACGAGCUCUGAGUAAUUUUACCAGAGGCCUGAACAGAACACAAUUGAAACUCGUAUGUUCCAAGGUUUCCGUAUUACUGGUUCCGAUACUAAUCAUCAUUUAGUUCUAAUCGGUGGUAACUGGCAUUGGUUUGGGAGUUAUUUGGGGGGGCAAGGUGUUAUGGAUACCAGACUUUUUGUAUGCAAAAAAGUUGCAUAGCGGAGUCAACGGAAACUUGCUGGUUUUUUGACUGCUAAAAUUAAUUCUUGUGGAUUUUGUUAUUUUCUUCUUUCGUCUUUCUUACUUGACGAUAAUCCACUCAUCUUUUAAUUCGUGUUUUCUAUACAAAUUUGAUGGACAUGAAACCAUUGACCAAUAGUAUUACUAUACUAUGCCACUACCACA
Hymenoscyphus albidus is the source of this 1585-nucleotide messenger RNA. The record is from the annotation of a GenBank genome assembly. Lineage: Eukaryota; Fungi; Ascomycota; Leotiomycetes; Helotiales; Helotiaceae.